UUUCUAGCAUCUUCAUUCUUCUUAGUUUUACUAGCAAACUUAUCUGCAGCUCUUUUUCUUUAUUAUACUAUUUUUUUUUCUAAAAAAUAAGUUAUUUAUUUUUCAACAACCUGAUAAAUAUUUUUGAUCAAAAAAUGGCAGUUAAGAGAUCUGAUGACUCAUUUAAUAACUCCAUUGGAGUUGCGCUAAAGGGUAUAAUCGGGAUUCUAUAUGGUUGGAGGGAGUAUGUGAAAUUGAAAAUGAAAAAAGUCAAUGUGUCUUAAAAAGGAUGUAAUCCGCUUCGUAGCUAGUUCACAAUAUUUCGAAAACGAUGGUUGACCGUCAUAUUAUCCGUCGUAGCUUUUACGAAGUCAUUCACUAGCUUUAGCAAGUCAGUUGAAUAUUUUCCUAUUUUCUAGAUAUUAAUCAGUUAGUCUGAUUACAUGUUUUUAUGCCUAUAUAAGACAUCAUAUCUUGUCCUAAUUAUAGGUUCCUACAAUUUCAUUACCAAAAUUAAGUAUCCAAAACAAUAACAAAUUUAAGAAAGAAAAAAAAACAAUAUGUUGAAGCACAAUUUCAACAUGUCCCACUCCGGUAGUACUAUCCGAAACAUAGUUUCCGUGCCCAAGCUGCCGUUGUUCUCCGGUCGAGGAACUAAUGCUCCUGCAUUUUCAUUACCAACAAAAGAUUCGAAAAGAUCUAACGGAGUAAUCCGGCGGCACCGCGGCGGCACCGGGAUAAAAGCCAUACUAACCACCACCACCGCCGCUAAGUCGACAACCACCAUUAAAGCAAAGGUGACGUUGCUGCAGGAAGUGUCGGAGGAACCACCCAGCCAACUAGAAUCGCCUGGGAUCGACAAUUCAGUUAACUCGUUCCCUAAAACCGUUCUAGUCGAGCUUGUUGCUGCCGAGCUCGAUCCUCAAUCGGGACUAGAGAAGCUUACGAUUAAAUCAUGCGCGCGUAGAUCAGGAUACAACGACAACGAGUACUACUUCGAGACGAGUUUCGAUGUUGACGAGGAUUUUGGUGAGAUCGGUGCUGUGAUAAUUGAGAAUGAAGAUGAUAAAGAAAUGUUUGUGAAGAACAUUGUCUUUAAGGGCUUCUCCGAAGCAAGACAUCGCUUAGUCGAAGUUACUUGUAACUCGUGGAUUCAUCCCAAAUCCAUGAACCCCGAGAAGAGAAUCUUUUUCUGGAACACGUCAUAUUUGCCAUCACAAACUCCGAGUGGCCUGAAAAGAUACAGACAGAAAGAGCUCCAAAUUCUAAGAGGCGACGGCCAUGGUCAGCGUAUACCCGCCGACAGAAUAUACGAUUACGAUGUAUACAACGAUCUCGGCAAUCCAGAUAUCAGCCUCGACUUGGCCCGACCCGUUCUCGGCGGGCCCGACCAUCCUUAUCCCCGCCGCUGCAGAACCGGCCGUCCAACAACUAUUAAAGAUCCAUCGUCUGAGUCAAGGAACGCCGGUUUUUACGUGCCGAGAGAUGAAGCAUUUUCAAAAGUGAAGAAUGACACAUUCGCUGCGAAAGCUUUUAAAGCUGUCCUUCAAAUACUUAUUCCAUCCAUGGGUGGCGGUAGCAUCCCGAACGCCGACCUCGGAUUCCCAUACUUCACAGCUAUAGACACUCUAUUCACCCAAGGAAUCGAGCUUCCCGAUGAUUCAGAAACGGGGUCAUUACCAAGCAUUAUACCCAGGCUUGUGAAGUUUAUCUCCGAGAAAAUUCUCCUUCGUUUUGAGACCCCUCAAUUUGUUAACAGAGAUAAGUUUGCUUGGUUUAGGGACGCCGAAUUUGCAAGACAAACUCUAGCGGGUGUCAAUCCAUGCGUCAUCAAAUUGGUCACGGAAUGGCCCUUGAAGAGUAACCUGGACCCUGCAGUGUACGGGCCAGUUGAGUCAGCAAUCACAAAGGAGCUCAUAGAACAAGAAAUCGGAGGCUUCACUACAGUCGAUGAGGCACUGAAAGAAAAGAAGUUUUUCGUGUUGGAUUAUCAUGAUGUGUUCUUGCCAUUUGUGAACAAGGUAAGAGAGCUCAAGGGGAGAACUCUUUAUGGAUCGAGGACGUUGUUUUACUUAACACCUGCCGACACAUUGAGGCCGUUGGCUAUCGAGUUAACUCGACCACCAAUAGAUGGGAAGCCACAGUGGAAGCAGGUAUUCAAGCCAACUUGGGAUGCCACUGGUGUGUGGCUGUGGAGGCUUGCUAAAGCUCAUGUCUUGGCUCACGACUCUGGUUAUCAUCAGUUAGUUAGUCACUGGCUGCGGACUCAUUGUGUCACGGAGCCUUACGUAAUCGCGACAAACAGGCAACUAAGUGCAAUGCACCCGAUUUAUCGACUGUUGCACCCUCAUUUGCGUUACACAAUGGAAAUUAAUGCAUUGGCCCGUCAGUCCCUUAUUAGUGCAAAUGGGGUCAUUGAAAGCUCAUUCUCCCCCGGCAAAUACUCGGUCGAACUGAGCGCUGCUGCAUAUGACCAAUUAUGGCAGUUCGACUUGGAGGCACUACCCGCAGAUUUAAUCAACAGGGGAAUGGCAGUAGAGGAUCCAACUGCACCACACGGUUUGAAACUCACAAUCGACGACUACCCUUAUGCCAGUGAUGGUUUGCUUCUAUGGGAUGCUAUCAAACAGUGGGUCACAGAUUACGUGGCUUACUACUAUCAAGAACCGUGCAUCGUUCGAUCAGAUAACGAGCUGCAAGCAUGGUGGAAAGAAAUUCGAACAGUGGGCCAUGGGGAUAAGAAGGACGAACUGUGGUGGCCAGAGCUAAAAACACCGGAUGAUUUGAUUGGAAUAUUGACGACUAUUAUAUGGGUAGCUUCAGGUCAUCAUGCUGCUGUAAACUUCGGUCAAUUUGAUUUCGGAGCAUACUUUCCAAACAGGCCUACAAUUGCUCGAACAAAAAUGCCUACCGAAGAACCAAAGGAAGAAGAAAGAAAACAAUUUUUGAAGAAUCCCGUAGAAUUCCUGCUGAACUGCUUCCCUUCACAAAUUCAAGCAGUGAUAGUUAUGGCCACUAUUGAUGUACUGUCCACCCAUUCGCCCGAUGAGGAGUAUAUCGGAGAGCAAAUUCAGCCUUAUUGGGCUGAUAAUAAGGUUAUUAACGCUGCAUUUGAACGGUUUAAUGAACAAUUGAAGGAGAUUGAAGGGAUCAUCGAUGCUAGAAACGCAGACACGAAUUUGAGUAAUAGGUCAGGGGCUGGAGUGGUGCCGUACGAGCUUCUCAAGCCGUUUUCCGAACCUGGUGUCACUGGAACCGGUAUCCCAAAUAGCGUCUCCAUCUAGUUGUAUAAACCGUUUGUCUGCAACAAUAAAUCAAAAAAUGGGGUUUAUGAUCAUCUAUGUAUCUUUCAUGCAAUAAUGUAGUUUUCUGCUUUGUUAAUAAGUUAUUUCGUGUUACGGGUUUU
This is a messenger RNA of Erythranthe guttata (spotted monkey flower), 3385 nucleotides long. RefSeq names its product linoleate 13S-lipoxygenase 2-1, chloroplastic. Gene Ontology annotation, molecular function: metal ion binding; protein binding; oxidoreductase activity, acting on single donors with incorporation of molecular oxygen, incorporation of two atoms of oxygen. The record is from RefSeq and is a predicted model, not a curated record. NCBI's taxonomy places the organism in Eukaryota, Viridiplantae, Streptophyta, Magnoliopsida, Lamiales, Phrymaceae. Gene Ontology annotation, biological process: lipid oxidation.